UAUUAGUAUUAACCAUAUUAAUUCAUUACUUAAGUUUUUUCCUGAUUAUCAAACCAAUGUCAACAUACUUUAGUUUUGCCAUAACUGGAAACCCAUUAACUUUUUACAUGCUCAUUUCUCUUUCUAAUUUCAAACCACUUUUUGUUUUCCUUAAUUGAUUAACUACAAAGUACUGGAGCCUAUUGGAAUACAUUAACAGUCAUUGUCUUGCAUGCAACUAACCUUUUCACUUUCUGUUGCAUAUGUGUUAUAUUCGAUUCUUCAUUAAUUGUAAGUGUUUCCUUAACGGACACUUUUUCACGUACGUCUAUACAAACGGACGAUAGUUUUGACAAUUAGAUGUUAAGAAAAACUGACAAGAUUUCAAAAAAAAACUGACAAGAUUUUGACUUUUGAUUAAAGGCGAAAAGAAGCAGACAUCCCUAACAAAUAUUAAAUAAUUAUUACUAAUGUAAUAUUCUAAACGAAACUUUCAUUUUAAUAGAACAGAGCAGUAAGUAUUUUAUACAAGUAAGCAAAAAUAUAAACUAAUAAAUAAACUGUAUAUAAUUUUGAAAUAAAUGGUUAAAAGGUGAUAACAUUAUAAAAAAUAAAAUAAAAUUUAUCAUAAUUUUAAAUAUUAUAAACAAAAUAUAUGAUAAGGCCCAUUAUUUUUCAAUUUAUUGGUCAAAAUUGAUUAUCUAUUUUCUAUUAUUUUAAUCAGUAUGAUUAUUUAAUAACGAUAAAUAUAAUUUCAAACUAAAUUAUAAAAUAUACAAAAUUUCUCUAAUAAUUUAUCAAAUACAUUAUAGUAGUUUUAAAUUUGAUUUUUAAAUAUGUUAAGAUAUAAGCGAUGAUAGCUAUAGAUGAUACGAUCACUAUUGUUUUAUUUAUAUUUAGUAUAGUUUUACUUAAUAUUAUAAUGACAAAAUUAUUGUUAAAAUCGUUAUAUAAUAUAUCAAAACUGUUCACAAAUUCUAAAUUGACUUUGAAUAUCAAAAUAACGAUCUUGUAUGAUUUAUUAUUUUUAGAGAUCAAGACAUUUAAAGUUAAAUAUAAUAUUUAUAACACAUCAACGGAUUUGACACACGUAAUUCUCAUGUUAUAUGAUAAUUUUUUUUUCUUUGAGCAAGUUAUAUGAUAAAUUAUAGUAGCUGAAUUUGGUAUAUAUAUAUAUUAUAUAUAUAUUUCAGUUUAAUAUUUUUAAUACGUUAAUCAAUUGAUUUCUUCAUUUGGUAAAUACAAUUUUGUUUUAUAAAUCAGAACUGUGAUGACAAUCAGGCAAUUGAUUUGUAAAUAUGAAAUUAUAAGAGCACCCACAAUGAUGAGAUACUCAUUAUCAUGAAUAUCCCUAAUGAGUACAAUAUUAAGAGAAUUAGUUUCAUUCUAAUAAAAAUUAAAUUUUAGACAAAAACUAAGACUAAUCAAUUAUGAAAAUGGUAAGCAAGUUCUAACAAAAUUUUGUAGAGUCUCUAGCUAAAGAAUCAGUCUCUUUUUCUCUCUCUUCUUAUUAUUUUUUCAAUAUUUUAAUAUCUCAGUGGAAAAAUCUUAUAGCAGAUGCCCUAAGACUUUUGGUAUGGUACGAGUCAACCUGAGAGUAUCACCACGACUGCUUCUUCCACCAGAUAUCAUGAAGCGCUUUAGAGUCAUGGUUUCAAAAUUCCUCAUUUGUAUUUCGUAAUUCUAAUUUGUCAAGUUUCACUCAACAAAAGAAAAUAGUUUAUCGCUUUCAUAGUUUAAGAUAAUGUAGUUUGGACAGAGAAUUUAAUUUAAAUUACAUCACAUCUAUACUAUAGAUUAACUUUAAUGUCAUAAUAUUUUUUUUUUCAUUUGCAUUGAAAAUAAAAUAUUAUAGUAUUUUUCAUUUAUAGUACAAAUCCAAACAAAGAUGUAAAAAAUCUAUUAGAAAAUCAAGACUAAAUAAGAAGAAAAACAAUCACAUAUAUUUAAUAGAACAAAAAAGUAUAUAUUGGUAAAUAGCAUUAAUUUUUGCUUCUUUAGUCUAGAUUUUAUACAUAAAUUAGCACACGGUAUUUCCGCACAAUGUUAAUUUGUUUUAUCUAUAUUUUCUUAAUUUUUCUUAUGUAAUCAUUAUAAUUGUUUAAAAAUAUAUAAGUUCCUUUGUCUUAUUUAUUAUUAUAUUUUUUUUUCUGCAAUAAACUUACAUAUGAACCAUACAAGACUGCCAAGUGUUGUAUUUGCGUGACUACUUUGUGCCUUUAAAUAUUGAGCUUUCUGCAGCCUAAGUUUAUACAGACUUGAGAAACACAAAAAAUAGAUAUACAAAGACUAGCAAAAUGGCUUUUGCCCAAUCUUUCGACAACCAAAGCUCUGAUUUAAGAAUCAAUGUUAUGGUCGUGGACGAUGAUCCUGUUUUCCUAGGAGUUGUGUCACGCAUGCUCGAAAAAUUCAAAUAUAGAGAUCCGUCGUUUAAGGAGAUCUCGGUUAUAGCUGUAAAAGACCCGAUCGAAGCAUUGUCUACUCUUAAAACCCAAAGACACAAUAUCGAUCUUAUAGUCACAGAUUAUUACAUGCCUCACAUGAACGGUCUACAACUCAAAAAGCAAAUCACUCGAGAAUUUGGCAAUAUACCGGUUAUAGUUAUGUCAUCGGACAGCAACAUAGAACAUGAGAGUUUGGCUUGUGGAGCGAAGUGUUUUCUUCCAAAACCCAUCAGACCAACUGACAUACCCCAGAUCUACCAGGUUGCUUUAACUUAUAAGAGGAAUGAUAAGUCCAUAUUAUGGACCGAGCACAACUACAGGGACACAGAUGUUAGCAUCCCUCAGCAAAUCCAGUUACAUACUGAACAAGCUAAUGUCUUGAAGACCAAUAAUAAGAGGUUCUCGCCUAUAUCGGAUUCAAGACCCGUGAACAGUUCAAAUGGAAGUUAUGUUAGUACAGACGGUUCAGGAGAAAACCGAAAAAGAAAAUCAAACGGUGGUUCUGGUGAUGAUUCGCGGCCCUUGAAGAAGCCUAAGAUAAAGUGGACCGACUGUCUUCAUGACCUUUUCCUACAAGCUAUCCGAUAUAUCGGUCUUGACAAGGCUGUGCCAAAGAAAAUCUUAGAGUACAUGAACCUACCGUACUUGACAAGAGAGAACAUAGCCAGCCAUUUACAGAAAUAUCGAAUAUUCUUAAGGAAAGUUGCUGAACAAGGUUUUUCAUGUUCGAGAAUGUUGCCGACUAAAGGCAUAGACUCGAUAUUUCUGCAGGCUCACCUCAGAGAUCCGUGCUACAACAACUACGCAUCAUCAUCUUCUUCUUUGUACGACACAACUAUUAACAAUAGAUCAUUCUAUUCCAAACCCAUACAAAGUUAUGGACAGUCUAGACUCUUGUCCAACACAGCUGAGCCCGUCCGCUUCAACCAGAUGCCUUACAACUACAUGAACCGGUCAUCCACCUAUGAGCCGCGAGGUAUUGGAUCAAACUUAACCAUUCCCACCAUAAGCAACCUCAGUUUCCCAAUCCAACCAUCUCAAAACGAAGGAAGAAGAAGCCUUUUCGAACCAACCGUGAUGGCGAACAAAACUGUCCAAACAUCUCAAGCUAUGGGGUUUGGACAACAUGGACUGUCGGCUAUUAAUGGUAAUAGUUUCAACAAUAACAUGGUGAGCAGCUAUGGAAGAUUGACUCCUACUCAACCAGGAAUGAUGAGCUAUGAAAAUUUAACUCCUAGUCAACCAGGAGUGAGAAGCUAUGUAAAUUCAACUUUUGAUCAGCCAGGAAUGAACAACCAUGGAAGUUUGACUCCUGACCAACAGGGAAUGCGCAGCUACAGAAGUUUAACUUCUAAUCAACUAGGAGUGAACAUGAAUGGAAGUUUUUCUCAAACUCCUAAUCAACCAGGAAUGAGUAGCUAUGGAAUUUCAACUUCUAAUCAACCAAGAAUGAACAACCAUGGAAGUUUGACUCUUGACCAACAGGUAAUGAGUAGCAACGGAAGUUUAACUUCUAAUCAACUAGGAAUGAGCAGCCAUGGAAGUUUAUAUCCAAAUCAACCAGGUCUGAACAGUUAUGGAAGUGUAACUUAUAAUGCAAGAGUAAACAUCCAUGAAAGUUUAACACCUAAUCAACCAGGACCUAGCAACUUCUCGUAUGGGAUGCAAAUGUUCUUAAACAACGAGAACACUACAUAUAAGCCUCAGGCACAUGACAAUGCAACUACACAGCCAAAUCUUGAAAUUCCUACACUGGAGAAUCUCAGCUUGUGUGAUGAGCUUCUGUGCGAGAUAAGUAACUUCCAGAUCGACCACAACAAGCAACAAGAAGAAGCAGUUUCUACCAACAAAUUUGAGCUCCCUGCAAAUUUUGAGACUGAACUGAAUCAGUUUUUUUCUCUUGAGGAAAAUGGUGACGGGAACUUUGUGAACAUAAAUCAGGGACGUUCUGAUGGAGAAACAUCAAACAUUGUUGCUGCCCCGGAGACGAAUUAUCCAGUUUUCAACAUGAACCCUAAUCAUGAGCAGGAACAAGGUGUUCCAGGAUUUGUCGAUUGGUCGUCACUGGAUCCGAAGGAUUUUGCUAAUGAGUACGAUUUCGUGGACUCGCUGUUAACCAAUGACAUGAAUUAGCAAAGGUUUCGAUCCAAGAUGGUCUCAAAGCGAGGUGGAGAAAUAAAACCAGCAAUGCAUAGUAGGUUCUAAGCAAAUAUAUGUAAAAGAAUGAGAAUAUUAUAGAAGUAUGGCUUUCGUUAUCUAUUAUUAUAUUUCUAAGUGGUGGAUAUUUUGAUAUGUCUGAGAACUUUCAAUUCAUAUAGUAAUUAUAUUGUUAGAGAUCUUAUGUGUUUAUCUUAUAAAAUAUUAUAUAUAUAUAUAUAACUAUUUUAAGUUGAAUAUUCCCUUCCGCUCUCGAAAUCAAUUUAUUUCCUAUCUUUCGGUUCCAAAUUCCAAUAGAUAUAUAACGCUUUAUAAUCAACAUAUGAUAUAUUCAUGAUCAUAAAACUAGGUUCUGAAUAGAUUAAGUUUUCUAUUGGUUUCUAUUGUAGCUUUAAGUUCUUAAAAAUAAACAUUGUAUCUUAAUUAAGUUUUUUAAUUUCUAAAAAGACAAAAACAUGUUUUUACUAAACUAUUUCAGUGGAAAUCUAAGACUUUCAUAGUUUACGAUCUUUCCAAAAAAAAAUUAUUUAAAAUUAAUUUUCCCACAAAUUACCAAUAUAUUUUGGUAAAAUCAGUUGAUGAUAUUUUGACUAUAUAGGCUUUAAAAUCUUCGAGAAAAGCAAUAUAUCUUAUGCCCAUUAAAAAACUUUAAAUUCUUUAGAAGUAUCAUAAAGAGAUAUAAUUACUAAUUUAAAUAUUUUAUAAGAUUUUAUACUAAAGAGAUAUAAUUACUUAUUUAAAUAUUUUAUAAGAUUUUAUACUAAAGAGAUAUAAUUACUAAUUUAAAUAUUUUAUAAGAUUUUAUACUAAAGAAACACAUUUAAAUUUGGUUUUAAAUUUUGUAUUAAUUAUUUUUAAAAUGGUGACGUAGCCCUAGGAGAUUUUUUUAAUCGUUUUUAGGCAUGCCUCAGGUCUAGAUGUCUACUGACGUAUUCCCCCAUUAAGAAAAAAAAAAGAUUUGUCAUUACAAUUAUUUUAGAAUCAUUCCUCUAACUAUUCUUCGUUUGUUUCUUGGACCAGCGAAUUGCAAAUUUUCUUAGGUCUUUAUUCUUUUCUACAUACAAGAAACUUAAAAUUUAAUAUUCUUUUUGAGGGUGCGAUCAUAUCCGCACUAAUGCACCAGAUCCCAUCAGAACUCCGCAGUUAAAAAAAAAGUGUUUCAAAAAAAAAAAAAAAUUAAUAUUCUUUUUGAUAUCUUUUACUGUAAUAGUAAAGAAAAAAAACAAAUCUCUAGGUAUAUUACAAUGAUGGGAUGAUGAUGAAGUUCUAUUUGUUGAAACUUCCCCUGUUUUCAACAUUAUUACUAUUUAUUAUGGGAAUGUAUUUUCUAUAACUGGCAUCAUUAUAGAUUGCUUUUAUCACAGUCGUGGCAUGUCACAUAUGAAACUUCAGGAGACACUCCGUUCAAAUUAAAAAUUCUGAAAUUAAAAUUUUAAGAAUAUGUUAUUAAAAAUUUACAUUGAAAAAAUAUUAAGACCUUAAUAUUUUAAUUUUAGAAUUUACAUUAUUUUUUUUUAAAUAAUUAUAAUUACUAAACUAUUAAAAACUUCUAAUUGAAAAAUUUGUGAUUAAUAGUGUAAAUUUUUUUGUUACAUAAAAUAUACAAAUAUUAAUAAAAUCAUAUGAAUAGAAGAUUUUAAUUAAAAAUAUUUAUAUUAAAAUAUACUAAAUAUCUGUAUCAAGUAUCAUUUGAAUUUAAUUAUAUAACAUAUAUACAAAUAAAAUUAUUGUUUUGAUUUAUGUAACAAUAAAAAUUUAUUGUAAAUAAACAAUAAUGAUUGUUUUGAUUUAUGUUCUUACUCAGUUAUAUGCAUAAUAGUUACUCGAUUCUUAAUUAUUUAAUAUAUUUAAUAUUUUAUAAUAUGUGAAAAACACAAUAUCUAAAAGACAGAUCUUAACCUAGUUUAAUAUAUAUUAUGAUAUUUAAAAUAUUUUGUUUGAUGUCCAAAAGAAAAAAUGUCAAAAAAAAAUAUUUUGUUUUAUUUUUGUAUGGAGCCUCCAAAGAAAAAGAAUAUAUGGAGCCUCCCACUUGUCUCUGCUUCUUUUUAAAUACUUGUCCGAAAGAAAAAAAAUCCUCAACCGGAGAAAAUUCCGACAAAAGUUUAGCAAAAGCAACGGUGAUUCUCCGGCGAUGAAGUAACUAUGGGUUUCUUCAGACGUCUUUUCGGGAGCAAGAAGCAGGAGAAAACAACACA
Molecule: messenger RNA, 6775 nt
Organism: Brassica napus (rape)
Lineage: Eukaryota; Viridiplantae; Streptophyta; Magnoliopsida; Brassicales; Brassicaceae
Product: putative two-component response regulator ARR21
Exons: 9
Coding region: 2277-4556 (759 amino acids)
Biological process (GO): cytokinin-activated signaling pathway; phosphorelay signal transduction system
Molecular function (GO): DNA binding
Source: RefSeq, a predicted model, not a curated record